CGAAUGACGUUCGACCCCUUCGCUGUGUUGGGUGUUAGUCCAGACGCUACUGACCAAGAAAUAAAAAAGGCUUAUCACAAAUUGGCCAUCAAAUUCCAUCCCGAUCAUAAUAAGGCGGCCAAUGCUACUGAAAAAACUAAAGAGAUCAACAAAGCCUAUGAGACCAUAAAAGACCAGGAAUCGAGGAAUAAAUACAAAUUAGAAAAGGGCACCACAAAGUCGUACAAGGACGCCAAUUACUACGAUCAAGAAGAGUUCGAAUUCUCCAAUUUCUUCCCUCUCAGUCGCAAGGAUCGCACAAAUUUGAAAAAUGCAAAGAAUCGGAUGAACGAAUUCAGUCGGAACAUCCACAAAUUAAAUUUGUCUCGAUUUAUGAUGUUUGAGGACGACAAUCUCCCGCAAUUCACGUCGUUUUACCGCAGAGAUGCUUCCAACUCUGUCGACAGAGUUUUCGACCAUUUCUUUAACCCCCAAACUAAACCGAUCCGAUCUUAACUUACUAACACUUUCGAUAUAAACACUAAUUUUCAAUUAUUUCCGUGUAUUCA
Messenger RNA from Octopus sinensis (East Asian common octopus), 548 nucleotides. RefSeq names its product chaperone protein DnaJ-like. The record is from RefSeq and is a predicted model, not a curated record. Bases 4 to 495 code for a protein of 163 amino acids. The transcript has a single exon. Gene Ontology annotation, biological process: protein refolding. Gene Ontology annotation, cellular component: cytoplasm. NCBI's taxonomy places the organism in Eukaryota, Metazoa, Mollusca, Cephalopoda, Octopoda, Octopodidae.